Molecule: messenger RNA, 678 nt
Organism: Ostertagia ostertagi
Lineage: Eukaryota; Metazoa; Nematoda; Chromadorea; Rhabditida; Trichostrongylidae
Source: the annotation of a GenBank genome assembly
UACUACAAUUCAGGAGACAUCCAUGGUCAAUACAACGACUUGCUUCGUCUUUUUGAAUACGGUGGUUUUCCUCCUGAAGCCAAUUAUCUGUUCCUCGGGGACUAUGUUGAUAGAGGGAAGCAAAGUCUCGAGACAAUUUGUCUCCUGCUCGCGUACAAGGUGAAAUAUCCUGAAAAUUUUCUUCUUGCUAAGAGGAAAUCACGACUUUGGAAGACGAUUGACCUGAUUGCUUCAAGCUGCCUUCCAUGCGGUCUUAUGCAUGAAAAAAUUUUCUGUUGUCAUGGUGGUCUUUCUCCCGAUCUACAAAAUAUGGAGCAGAUACGACGCGUCAUGCGACCAACUGAUGUCUUUUUAUGUGAUUUGCUGUGGUCUGACCCUGAUAAGGAUGUCACGGGAUGGGGCGAAAAUGAUCGUGGAGUGUCGUUCACGUUUGGCCCAGACGUGGUGGAAGACGGAUAUGAAUUCUUUGCCAAACGGCAGUUGGUGACGCUGUUCUCCGCACCCAAUUACUGCGGAGAAUUCGAUAAUGCAGGCGGUAUGAUGAGUGUGGAUGAGAGACGUUUGAUGUGCAGCUUCCAGAUUUUGAAGCCGUCCGAGAAAAAAGCGAAAUAUCAGUACGCUGGUUUGAACAGUGGACGGCCAGCAGUGGGUGGAGCUAGACCCGUGGGAAAGAAAUAA